AUGAACCAGCAGCCUGCCGCUCAAAAUAAGGAUCAGUCUCAAGCCCAAGAUGCAGCCGGGCAAGAGGUCUGGGAUGAGGCACGCCUCGAGGAAGCCAUGAAACGACUCAAGCUUCUACAUAUCAAGGUCCGACGAUUGAACGACACCAUCCCGAAGAUGAUCAAACCGCUCGUGCAGAAGCAACCUUCACCCGAUGUUAUGUUUGCGGCUUUCAUGACUUCAGUCAACGAAGCGCAGACCAACAUAAAGGAAGUCACCAACUUGAUGCGUGAUGAGACUAGCCAAGAGAUAUUUGACCAUGCCAACAAGAGAAGAGAAGAAGAGCCAUUAGGAAUCAAAACCUGGGAGUACUAUGACGACCCUAACUGGUUCAAAAUGGACGAGGAGUAG
Molecule: messenger RNA, 390 nt
Organism: Fusarium sp. VM40
Lineage: Eukaryota; Fungi; Ascomycota; Sordariomycetes; Hypocreales; Nectriaceae
Source: the annotation of a GenBank genome assembly